AAAGUUAGGGUGAAAUAAUACUGUCAUCAUGUGUGUAAGAUAGUUGUAUUUCUUUCUCUUUAGAUGCAGUGUUUCAGGAUCUUUGCUGUUCUGUUUUGCAGUGUUUUGUAGUACCUUACCACGGAGCUAUUGUAGUUUGUUAUUUUGUUUCAAGGCCUUUAUUAACUAAGUAUAUUUGUGAACUUUACAGCAAAAGACUAAUAGUAGGGCCAGUGAGGCAGCGCAGCAGAUUAAAGGCACCUGCUGCCAAGCCUGAUAACCUGAUGUGAUCCCUGGGCCCCACAGGGUGAAAAGAGAGAACUGAGUUCUGCAAGUGUACUGUGUAUUUACACAUGCAUAUGCAAAAUAAGUAUUAGGAAUGUAAUAAAAAUUUAAAAGCCAAUAGUACAAGGAUUACAUUUAGGUGUCAAUUUUUGUGUUCAUAUAUUAUAAUAUACCCUAUUUGGAUGUAUAGUAUAGACAUACAUGCUUGUGAAGAGGGUGCCAAAUCCCCUGGAUCUAAAAUUAUAGGUGACUGAACCAGCUGAUGUGGGAACUGAACUCUGGUCCCCUGGAAAAGCAGCAAAUAUUCUUAACCACUGAGACAUCUCUCAGGCCCAGGUUCUCAAUACUUUGAAGCAACAUUUUUGUAUUAGUUUUUUUGUUUGUUUGCUUGCUUUUGUUUUUUGAGACAGGGUUUCUCUCUAUACAGCCCUGGCUGUCCUGGAACUUGCUCUGUAGCUCUAUAGGCCAGGUUGGCCUCGAACUCCGAGAUCCACCUACCACUGCCUUCCAAGUGCUCGGAUCAAAGGAGUGUGCCACCAUGCCCAGCAUUUUUUUUUUUUUCCCCUGAGACAGGGUUUUUCUGUGUAGCCUUGGCUGUCCUGGACUCACUUUGUAGCUCAAGCUGGCAUCAAAUUCACAUGAUCCACCUGCCUCUGCCCCCCCUUAGUGCUGGUAUUACAGGCAUCAUCAUGCAUCAUCAUGUCCAGCUCUCUUACAAUAUAAUCCCAUCAUGUUUCCCUUCUAACUCCUUCCAAAUACUCCCACCCCCCCUACCCACCUAACUUAAUGUUUUCAUGUUGUUUCCCCAAACAGGGGAAAAAAGAGAACAAAAAUUAAAACAAGAAAUCAGUAAGACCAAAAAAACCCAAAAAACAAAAUAAAAAACAAAAAAUAAAAGGCCACACACACACACACACAAAAAAAAAAAGAAAAGCAAAAAAUCAAAACCAUAUAGUUUGUUUUCUACUGGUCAACUACUCCUCAGCAUGGGACCUACCACAGUGUGUGGUUGAUGUAGCUAGUGACCCCUUGAUAGAUCCAGGCACUCCUAGUCUUUCUUUCCCAGCAGUUAUCAGUUGCAAAUGGCUUCUUGGUUAACAGCUUGGUUAGGGGUCAGUCUUUGUAUCCGUUUACUCUUUUCAGUGCUGAGAUUUUGUCUGGUUUGAACCUGUGUAGGUCUUGUGUGUGCUGCUGCAGUCUGUCUCUAUGAGUUUGUGUCAGUCCUGUUGUGUCCGGAAGGCACUGUUUGCUUCAAGUCACCUGGCGUCCUGCUUCCUUUUCUGCAUAGAUCCCUGAGCUUUAAGGGGGGAGGUUUAAUGAUGGCACCCCACUUACGGCUGAGUACGCCUCGGCUCCAACUCUCUGCACGUUGUCUAGUUGUGAAUCUCUGACGAGGACUGAGUGAUGCACAGAUCUGUGGGUGUAAUAAUAUAUCAGUAAGAGCCAUUUUAUGCAUUUUUUUUUUUUUAAGAAUAAUAUUAGGUUUCCCUAGAUCCAUGACCUAUCUAGUGUGAAGUUCAUGGCCAUUUAAAGCAACUUUUAAUGAGUGCAUAAAGUUGGACCUUUUUAUAGGGUACCUUGCGAUGCUUUGAUUCAUGUAUACAUGAUGUGCCUAAUACUUGCCCCUGGGCUGAGGAUGGAACUAGAGUCUCAUGCCUGCUAUGUGGAUGCUUUCCUGCUGCUGCUCAGUGUUUAAGAGUGGGAAGAGAGCCAGUACACAGCAGAAGAGUACCAGGCCAUCCAGAAGGCCCUGAGGCAGAGGCUGGGCCCGGAGUACAUCAGCAGCCGCAUGGCCGGAGGAGGCCAGAAGGUGUGUUAUAUUGAAGGUCAUCGGGUGAUUAAUUUGGCCAAUGAGAUGUUUGGUUACAAUGGCUGGGCACACUCCAUCACCCAGCAGAAUGUGGAUUUUGUUGACCUCAACAAUGGCAAGUUCUACGUGGGAGUCUGUGCAUUUGUAAAGGUGCAGUUAAAGGAUGGCUCCUAUCAUGAGGAUGUGGGUUAUGGAGUUAGUGAGGGCCUCAGGUCAAAGGCCUUGUCACUGGAGAAGGCCAGGAAGGAGGCUGUGACUGAUGGGCUGAAGCGGGCACUCAGGAGUUUUGGGAAUGCACUUGGAAAUUGCAUUUUGGACAAAGACUAUCUGAGGUCACUAAAUAAGCUUCCACGACAGAUCCCUUUGGAAGUGGAUUUAACUAAAACAAAGAGAGAAGAUUUUGAACCAUCUGUAGAACAGGCAAGAUAUAACAGCUGCCGACAGAAUGAAACACUGGGACCCCCCAAACCACAAGACGCAACUUCCCCUUGCAGACCAAGCCACUCACAUGAUUCGAACAUUAGGCUACAGGGGGCUAAGGACAGCAGCAGCUCCUGCAGUCUGGCUGACACUGUGGAGAGUGAUGCUACUUACCAGCGAAAGCUCCGGAAGCUCCGGCAGAAACAGAUGCAGCAGCAGUUCCGGGAGCGGAUGGAGACCCGACAGCAGGGCCUUACACCUGCCGAGGUGGAAGCCAAGCCUGAGGUGGUGCUUCCAGCCCCUCCAAAAUACAGCACCCUCGGAACUGCUGCCUCAGGACUCGCCAGUGGGAAAACCGUCUUUCCAGAUAAUCUUGAAGACAACCUUGAAGUGUGGGACUUGACUCCAGAUUUAGAGGACAUCAUUAAGCCCUCGUCUAGACCAGAACCACCCCAAGCCUCUGCCACCCGAACCCUCAACAACCAGGUGGUGAUCCCGGAUGGUGUCCUACAUGGGCUUUGCCACCAGGAACAAGAAAAGCCUGGACCCGGGUACCUGCAGACCUGCAGCACCAACCAGCACGAACUAGGAAACUCUGAAUCUCAUAGGAAGAGCCAGGACCUGAAGAAAAGGAAACUGGAUCCAUCCUGAAGCUCAAGACAUGACUAGAUUCUGUCACCAAAGGACUUUGGAAAACUGCAGUUUGGUCACAAAAUUGUUCCCAAGGCUUUACACCUUUGUUCAUUCUGAACUCACUAGAGGACUUACUGUAGAGAAAGCCAACUAGUUUAGAAGGUUUUCGCACCCUGUAAUCGAGGCCAACAGAUAAAAUGUCUUUUUUUCAGCAUCAUUCACUCUCAAGCUACUGUAUUGAGAUUUUAGGAGUUAGCAGGCUGCCUAACGAUGUAGCCCAUCAAGCCACAGUUUUGAUAUUUUACCUACAUUAAAUUAUGUGUGAUCUCACCUUUC
This is a messenger RNA of Meriones unguiculatus (Mongolian gerbil), 3463 nucleotides long. It is a transcript of the gene Rad52, whose product is annotated as RAD52 homolog, DNA repair protein. Bases 2054 to 3145 code for a protein of 363 amino acids. The record is from RefSeq and is a predicted model, not a curated record. Gene Ontology annotation, biological process: double-strand break repair via single-strand annealing; mitotic recombination; DNA recombinase assembly. Gene Ontology annotation, cellular component: nucleus. Lineage: Eukaryota; Metazoa; Chordata; Mammalia; Rodentia; Muridae. The transcript has 11 exons.